CGUUACCGAUCAGGUGGCGCCUUCCUUCAUAAGCAGUGUUUAACUCGUUGCAUGAUUGCUUGGUAAUUGACAGUGAAACGUGUAUUUCGUCAUCUGCCAUACAACCCCCUCUUUUCAUUCAUAAGCACUAUUCAGAUCUCAAGCUCGUUCAGCCAUCAAGCCAAAAAUCUCAUCACAAUCAUGAAACUCUUCGUAUUAGGAGCCACUGGAUACAUCGGUGGUGAUGCACUUGACGCCAUCGUCAAGGUCCACCCGGAGUACGAUAUUACUGCUCUGGUCCGAAACCCCGACAAAGGCGCACAGGUCGCAGUGGACUAUCCCAAAGUGAAGCUAGUCUACGGCGAUUUGGACUCAUGCGACCUCAUCGUAGAAGAGUCUCAGAAGGCAGAUAUCGUCUGCAAUUGGGCCGACGCGGACCAUGAAGCAGCUGCCAAAGCCAUCAUCAAAGGCCUCUCAGCUAGACAGUCCGAAACACCUGGUUACCUCAUCCAUACAUCGGGAACUGGUAUUCUCAUGUAUACAGAUCUCGAUCAGAAGAUAUUUGGUGAAGAUGCCACCAAGAUUCACGAUGACUGGGACAACAUUCAGGAGAUGAUUACAGGCAUCCCAGACCAUGCACCCCACAGGAACGUUGACAAGGUGGUCCAGUCUGUGCGCGAUGGCAAAGCCGUGAAGAGCGCCAUCGUCUGCCCUCCAUGUAUCUACGGCGCCGGAAGGGGUACAGGAAAUCAAACCAGUGUUCAGGUGCCUUUGCUUGCUCAAAACACCUUGAAACAAGGCCAUGGCAUCCAAGUUGGUGCUGGCAAGACCUUCUGGACUCAGAUCCACGUCCACGACCUGUCGGACCUCUAUCUCAAGCUUGUAGAAGCAGCCGCAGCUGACGGAGGUUCUGCAACCUGGAAUGACGAGGGCUACUACUUCUGCGAGUCUGGUGAUCUUGUUUGGGGAGAAGUUGCCCAUCAAGUUGCGAAAUCUGCUCACAAGCAAGGGUUCAUGAGGGAAGAUCAGGUCAAGGAGUACUCACCCGAAGAGGUCAAAAAGCUGGCCGCAUGGGGACCUGCGCUGUGGGGAUGCAACUCCCGAUGCCGUGCUAUCAGGGCCAAGAAGCUGUUGGGAUGGUCCGCCAGCUCUCCCAGCCUGAAGGAUGAGAUCGAUGCUACAGUCUUGUUCCAGGCAAAGAAGAUGGGAUUAGUCCCUGGACAUGCAAAGAUCGCUGCUGGAGAUGCAUAG
Messenger RNA from Aureobasidium pullulans EXF-150, 1230 nucleotides. Its product is annotated as NAD(P)-binding protein. NCBI's taxonomy places the organism in Eukaryota, Fungi, Ascomycota, Dothideomycetes, Dothideales, Saccotheciaceae. The transcript has 3 exons. The record is from RefSeq and is a predicted model, not a curated record. The coding region runs from base 181 to 1230 and encodes 349 amino acids.